Cornus florida is the source of this 1755-nucleotide messenger RNA. Its product is annotated as probable DNA primase large subunit. The transcript has 20 exons. Gene Ontology annotation, biological process: DNA replication, synthesis of primer. Gene Ontology annotation, cellular component: alpha DNA polymerase:primase complex. Bases 42 to 1391 code for a protein of 449 amino acids. Lineage: Eukaryota; Viridiplantae; Streptophyta; Magnoliopsida; Cornales; Cornaceae. The record is from RefSeq and is a predicted model, not a curated record.
GGCAUUUGCUUCGCACUCCCUCAGAUUCAGAGUGCUGAAAAAUGGAAGUCGUCCGAUCUCAGAGGAAGUCUCUCUCGGCCGCCGAGGACGUCGUUCCGACCCUCCCUCUUUACCGUUCCGCACCGGAACUUGAGGUCAGGCUCGAAGAUUUUGAGCUUUUCGCAAUCGAUCGCCUACGAGUUCUUAAAGGGAUUUCUGAUGGAUUAUCCAGAGGAAAGAAUACCAAUGAAAUGGAGAAAUUGGUAAAAGAACUAUGGAAGGCGAAUAUGAGGCAUCCACAAGCAUCUGAGGUCAUUAACAAGGAUAUAAUCUCACACUUUGUCCUCCGUCUUGUGUAUUGUAGAACGGAGGAACUGCGAAAAUGGUUUCUUUCCAUGGAGACUACCCUCUUUCGUUACCGUUUUCGGCUUGAAACUUCUGAAGUUCAGAGAGCGCUAAUGACAGAAUUUGUUCAUUAUAAAGCACUUAGCACUACAGAGUUCGAGAGUGUAAAGGAAAAAUUAAUCCAAGUUGCACGGUCGAUGGGCACCAGUGCUGACACAAUAUUCUACAAGGUACCAUUUGAAGAAGUCCCAGAACUUGUGGCUACUCGCAGAGUAUUUAUUCAGAAAGGUCAUGCAUAUGUUGCCAUGAAUCAGGUGGUUUCCCUUGUUGUCACGCAAUUUCGCAGCCAUCUUUCAAAGGCCCUUGUGCUGGCAAACAGAAAGUGGACAUCCACCAUCAGAGAACAAGAGAAGGAUCGGUUGGCUCCUAUUGUGGAAGCUCUAUCUACAAGCUAUCUGGGUCCUGACUAUUCCCAGCCGAAAGAAUAUGCAGAAAUAUCACUAAGAGACAUUGAUCAAGUAGCUAGGAGUUCAUUUCCUCUGUGUAUGCGCCACCUUUUUGAAAAGCUAAGAGAGGAUCAUCAUUUAAAGCAUGGAGGGAGAAUGCAAUUGGGCCUGUUUCUCAAGGGUGUUGGGUUGAAGUUAGAUGAUGCCCUUGCGUUUUGGAAAGCUGAGUUCUCCCGGAAGGUUGGCGUUGAGAGAUUUGACAAGGAAUAUGCCUAUAGCAUACGCCAUAAUUAUGGAAAAGAAGGGAAGAGAACGGAUUACACACCUUAUUCUUGUCAAAAGAUCAUCUCAUCAACUCCAGGUGUCGGAGAUCAUCACGGAUGCCCUUAUCGUCAUUUCAGUGAGGAGAAUUUGAGAGCAGCCCUUGGUAGAAUGGGAGUGGUGAAUCGUGCACUAGAGGAUGUGAUCGAUAAAGUGCGAAAUAGACAUUAUCAGUUGGCGUGUACUUUGACAUUUGAAACUGUUCACGGCUCAUCUUGUGAUGCUGGGAUUAAUCAUCCAAACCAGUACUUCAGUGACAGCCAGAAGAUCCUGGAAUCGAAGAAGAAUUCCAUGGAGUAACACCAAAAGAGCAGUGUUAUUUCGCAUCAUAUGGACUGGUGAGUUUAUCGGAGCAUGUGACCAAUUGCCUGCAUGUGGUUCUAUUUUAAUCUAUGCAUGUGUAUCUAGUUUAGUGCGGUCGUAGCAGAUAGUAUCGCCGCGGAAGAAAGAAAGGCAGGAAUAUUUUCUGCAAUGAUGCCUGAGGAUGCCUGAUUUGUGAGCUUCUAACGUGUAAGAUGCAAUUUAUCCAAGCUGCAACAAUUGAAAAAUGUAAAGUAGCUUAAAAGAUGUAUUUUCCUUGAAAAGUUAGAAGUGAUUACAUUUAUCACUGUUGUAUCCUAUGAACAAUCUAUAUUUAAUUACGAAAUUAAUUUAUCAUGACAGA